UUAAAUAAUUUAUUCCUUUGAUAAUGUGAAGGGAACCAUCCAGUGGUAGUGUGAAAAGAACAUUUUCUGCCUGUGCGAAAGGAACCUCGUCGGGUAAUGUGAAGGGAACAUCCCCUAGUAAUGUGAAGGGAACAUCGUCUGGUAAUGUGGAAGGAACAUAUCCUAGUAAUAUGAAGGGAACAUCCCCUAGUAAUGUGAAGGGAACAUCGUCGGGUAAUGUGAAAGGAACAUAUCCUAGUAAUAUGAAGGGAACAUCCCCUAGUAAUCUGAAGGGAACCUCUUCUGGUAAUGUGAAGGGAAUAUCUCGAGCCUGAUUUGUGACUAUUUUAUACCUAUAAACUAGUCAAAUCAGUACUUAUUAAUCACGGAGACUAUCCAGGACUGUCUUCUCCUUCUCUUCAUUCUUAACAUUCCUUCCACUCUCUUCAAUCAGCUUUUAAUAAAAAAAAAGAAAAGCGGCUGUCAUUGACUUCCCCUCUCUCCUCUCCUGCCUUCCCCUAUCCUCUCCCUUAGCCUCUCCCUCCAAAGCUCUCCCUUUAAGCUUUAAAGACACACUCAAAGCCAUCAAUCGGCUAACAUAUUAAAACAUUGUUUGCCUGUUCUGUUAAUUCAACCCACUCAUUUUCCCUUCAUUUCCUCCACAUAUUUUCGAUUUUUCUUUCCAUUUUGGCCAAGUUUCCGUCAUUUGCCAAUCAACAUCUUUCCCCUUAUUUCGCCCUUUUUCCCCCUUUUUUCCUCUGUUCCUUCUCUUAAAAUUUUUUUUCUUCAGCUUAAACACUUAAAAAUACCUUCAAAUUUAUUUUAGAACCUUUUAGCCUCUUAAAAAUUUUAUUUCGAAAAAUGGCUGAGAAUAUAGAAGAAAUCCUUGCCGAAAUUGACGGCUCUCAAAUUGAGGAGUAUCAACGUUUUUUCGAUAUGUUUGACCGUGGAAAGAAUGGCUAUAUUAUGGCUACUCAAAUUGGGACAAUUAUGAAUGCUAUGGAACAAGAUUUUGAUGAAAAAACUCUUCGGAAACUAAUCCGAAAAUUCGACGCAGACGGCAGCGGCAAAAUCGAAUUUGACGAAUUCUGCGCUUUGGUAUACACUGUGGCGAAUACUGUAGAUAAGGACACUUUGCGGAAAGAAUUGAGAGAAGCUUUCCGUCUCUUCGACAAAGAGGCAAUAAUUUAUUUAAUUUCAAAGAGUCAUAUUGAAGGUAAUGGUUACAUCUCUCGUCCAACACUCAAAGGAUUACUUCACGAAAUCGCCCCAGACCUUAGCGAUAAAGACUUGGAUGCCGCAGUAGACGAAAUCGACGAAGACGGAAGCGGAAAAAUUGAAUUUGAAGAAUUUUGGGAAUUAAUGGCUGGAGAGACUGAUUGA
Meloidogyne enterolobii is the source of this 1362-nucleotide messenger RNA. NCBI's taxonomy places the organism in Eukaryota, Metazoa, Nematoda, Chromadorea, Rhabditida, Meloidogynidae. The record is from the annotation of a GenBank genome assembly.